CGCGGGCCGGCCGGGUGAGCAGCCCCAGCGCGCACAAUGCCCUUUAUUGACGCGGCGGGUGACGCGGGGCGAGCCGGGGGCCAUGAGCAAGCAGGAGCACAGACAAACAGGCGCUGGAGCGAGCAAGCAGGCGUGUGUCCGCGGCGGGGCCCACGAGCGCCCAAGGCGCUGCCCUGGUGGCGGGGCGGUGGCCGGCUCGGCUGACCUCCCGCCGGGCAAAGUGAAGGCAGUGUCAGAAGCAUCCCACCAGGCUCCCAUGUAAGGAAACUACCGUGACACUCGCCAUGGCGUAUGGCCUGCCGAGAAGAAACACAGUACAAACCAUUUUGAAAGGGAGCUGUUAUAAUGUACAGGAACCAUGGGACCUUGCAGAGCUCACAAAGAUCUGGUAUACAAACUUAACGAAUGUAAGGUUGCCUUUCUUGGGAGAAAUUGCGUUUGGUAAUCCUGUGAAGCUCAAGAGAUGUGAAACCAAUACGGAUGGCAUGUUACCUUCAGUGCAAUCCAUCAGAGUGGAAGAGGAAUGUGAAUUAAAGCGUCUCACAAAGCUGAAGCUACAGGAGGCAGCACGGGAGGAGAUUCAGGUGUCCCUAAGGAAAAAGAAAGCUGGCUUGAGAAGACCACUCCAGCCCAAGUGAUCCCAGCUGAAUUCGAACCUGCUUUUGGCAUCCACGGGAUGAAGGUCUCCGACUCUGUCGCUGUGUUCAGUGGAUACAGUGGUGCCUAUGGGUGACUGGCCUGGUGGACCCGGCAGCAGAGCCCUUGGGCUCCUGUUACACUCUUGUGUCAUCCAGCAGCCCUCCCUGCAAGUAGAUGAAAAGAGCGCCUGGAAUCGAGUCAUUGUGUGUUACCUGUUUGCUUCAGUGCUUACGUAAGAGUGCGUGGGGGAAGGACAGGCCUGGUGAGGGGGCGCUCUGAAGAGACGUUGAGCGUGUGUCUUUGAGAUUUCAAGGAGCAUUUCCAAAACAGAGAUCAGAAAAAAAGCUCUCUUAAAAAAAAAAAACGAUAAAA
This is a messenger RNA of Meriones unguiculatus (Mongolian gerbil), 1011 nucleotides long. It is a transcript of the gene C3H4orf36, whose product is annotated as chromosome 3 C4orf36 homolog. The record is from RefSeq and is a predicted model, not a curated record. The transcript is spliced from 4 exons. The coding region runs from base 285 to 638 and encodes 117 amino acids. Lineage: Eukaryota; Metazoa; Chordata; Mammalia; Rodentia; Muridae.